UUAAAUCAAAGUCCCAAGUGUGUUAGCAUGUCGCUUGCAGUAGGGAGGGUGAUUGGAGAUGUCGUUGACCCAUUCACACCGAGUGUGACGAUGGAAGUAGCGUAUAACUCCCAUUACACGGUCUCUAGUGGGCACGAGCUGAUGCCUAAUAUCAUUACUUCUAAACCUCAAGUUCAUAUUGGCGGUGUUGACAUGCGAUCUGCUUAUACUAUUAUCUUGACUGACCCGGAUGCACCCAGUCCGAGUGAUCCUUACUUGAGAGAACAUCUCCAUUGGAUCGUCACAGACAUUCCUGGCACAACUGAUGCAACUUUUGGAAGGGAGAUUGUGAGCUAUGAAAAACCGAAUCCACUUAUAGGCAUCCACCGAUACGUUUUCUUACUAUUCAAACAGAGAGCAAGGAAAUCAGUUAGGCCACCCGCUUCCAGAGAUCAGUUCAAUACACGGAACUUCUCUCAAGAAAACGACUUAGGGUUACCGGUUGCUGCUGUCUACUUCAAUGCUCAAAGAGCAAAUGCCGCACGUAGAAGAUAACUAACUAGAUGCCAUACGUAUACUCUGCAUAUCGCGCGAAUAAAACAAUAAAACCGUUUACUAAUAGUAAUCAAACUUUUCAUCAUGCAUUUGUCUUAUAUUAAUUAACUUGUCUACAAUAUGUAAUUUGCUUCCAUGCGUUAAGUGGACUUGUGUUAUAUAUGUUUAAUAAGGAUUGCCGUUA
Helianthus annuus (common sunflower) is the source of this 718-nucleotide messenger RNA. Its product is annotated as CEN-like protein 1. NCBI's taxonomy places the organism in Eukaryota, Viridiplantae, Streptophyta, Magnoliopsida, Asterales, Asteraceae. The record is from RefSeq and is a predicted model, not a curated record. Gene Ontology annotation, biological process: vegetative to reproductive phase transition of meristem; flower development. The coding region runs from base 28 to 534 and encodes 168 amino acids. The transcript is spliced from 4 exons.